UGACCAACAGCAAGCAUGACCGCAGACGGCAUGGCUACUGUAAACAACGUUACCUUAUCAAAGUUACAGUCGUUAAAUGGCAUUUUUGCCAUAUAUAAGAAACAGGGACCCACCUCUGCCGACGUAUUAAAUAUGCUUAAACAGAAGCUUUUAAACGAGGCUGGUGUAGCUAAUGCUAACCAUCGAAAGAGGAAAAAACAAGCUUUAAAACUUGGCCAUGGUGGUACGCUAGACAGCACUGCUUCUGGUGUUCUGGUGAUUGGAAUUGGCCAAGGAACAAAGAUGCUUACGACAAUGCUUACUGGAUCAAAGAAAUACACAGCUGUUGGGGAGCUGGGCAAAGCAACUGACACUCUGGACUCAUCUGGAAGUGUUGUUCAAGAGAAGCGCUAUGACCACAUCACAAGAGAGGCUUUUGAAGAGAAGAUGAAGGAGUUUAUUGGUGAAAUCAUGCAGGUCCCCCCACUUUACUCAGCCCUGAAGAAAGAUGGCAAGCGCCUCUCUGUCCUGUUAAAACAAGGCCAUGUGGUGGAAGCUAAACCUGCACGCCCUGUUACAGUUUACAGCCUCUCGUUACAAGACUUCAGUCCACCGCUUUUCAGUCUGGAUAUUGAAUGUGGUGGAGGGUUUUAUGUCAGAAGCCUGGUGGAUGAUUUGGGGAAAGCUUUGUCCUCAUGCGCUCAUGUGCGGGAACUGACACGCACCAAGCAGGGGAGGUUCACUCUGGAGGAGCAUGUUCUACAGGAGGAGCGCUGGACCUUCCGGGACAUCUCCCAGUCCUUGCAGCCCUGCCCGGAGCCCACAGCUGUGCAGAAGAAUGGGAAGAGAGGCAAGGCCCGGGACAGCUGUUCCCAGCCUGGUUCUGAAUGUGCUGAUCCUAGUCCCGAGAGAGCUGGGGGUGCUGGUAGAGAUUGCUGUCCUGCCGACUAGAGACUCUCUCAAACUGCACGCCCCCUUCUUGAAGAAGCUGGAAGGAAUGAUCAUAGUUAUCUAAUUCUGAAUCUUUAAUUCUAUGGUUAGACUAUUUUUAGAAGUAAAAUAACAAUGCACUGAAUGAGGAGGGUAAACCUGAUCCUCUCCAUAACAAACACCUUCUUGACUUACACACAUGGUGGUAUUAUUUUGCAUUGAGUUGGCUGCCAUCCUUAUGCGUCAUCCAAAGAUAGUAAUUAUUACGCAAGCGAUGUGGAGUGAGUCUAAAAUUCUCUUUGAUUUUUAUGGCAAAACGCCACCUGGCAGCAUAUGAUCUUCAUUAUGAUUACUUAGGAGUUUUCAUUGUCAUUGUGAAGUCUAGUUGGGACUUAAGUACUUGCAUGGUCUUUUUACAUUUUCUUUAUUAUUUAAGUCUGCCGUAUAUUCUGGUGGUGAUGUUUCAGUUGAAGUCACGAUUGAUAUCUUUCUAUUAAAUGUUAUUUUUGCUUGGCAAUAAAACUUAUUGGAACAGGU
Messenger RNA from Electrophorus electricus (electric eel), 1446 nucleotides. It is a transcript of the gene trub1, whose product is annotated as TruB pseudouridine (psi) synthase family member 1. Gene Ontology annotation, molecular function: RNA binding; pseudouridine synthase activity. The record is from RefSeq and is a predicted model, not a curated record. Lineage: Eukaryota; Metazoa; Chordata; Actinopteri; Gymnotiformes; Gymnotidae. Gene Ontology annotation, biological process: tRNA modification; mRNA pseudouridine synthesis. Gene Ontology annotation, cellular component: nucleus.